AUUCUCAAGUUCAUAAAAUUUUAUUUUUGAUAUAGAUGAAUAAGAUUCAUUAUUAAUACAUUGGAUUUUAUUUUAUUGACAAAUGUAAUUGAGAUUAUUUCAUUUAUCGGACAAAAUUUCUACGGAGUGUGAAUAAAAUUUAAAAAAAUGGAGAAGGAAGACGCUAAGGUAGUGGAGAUGGAGACAUUCCUCCCCCAAGGGAAUGGAUACUCAACACAAUCACCCUCAAAGUACAAAAUCCAGCCUAUGGAUGCUCGUCUUGAAGAUUAUGAUCCAUUUAAAGAACGGGCGACUUUACCAAAGGGAACAACUGAUUGUGAAACUUUAACGCAUUUAUCGAAAGCGGCACUAGGAUCAGGCAUUUUGGCUAUGGGAGUAGCUUUCAGACAUUCUGGAUUAGCUUUAGGAUGUGCAUUUAUGAUUCUAGUUGGUCUUGUUUGUACACAUUGUGCAUAUCUUUUGGUAGCCUGCGCUCACGAAUUAUAUAAGAGAAAACGAGUGUCUCACAUGACGUUUUCUGAGGUAUCAGUAGAAGGUUUUAAAAGUGGACCCCAAUGGUGUCGCAUGUUUGCAGAACCUUCAAGGAUUGCAAUUCAAGUGCUUGUAUUUAUAACAUAUUUUGGUACAUGCAGUGUUUAUACAGUCAUUGUUGCAAGAAAUAUAAAAUAUGUAGCAGAUUUUUAUUGGACUGAGGAACUUGAUAUUCGUUUUUAUAUAUUAUUCUUGUUACCAUUCCUCAUUUUAUUAAGUUACAUACCAGACUAUAAACGUUUAGCACCAGUGUCAAUGCUUGCUAAUAUUUGUGUAUUUGUUGGACUUUGUAUUACGCUGUAUUACAUUAUUGGAGAUCUCAAACCAGUUUCCGAACGGAAGAUGGUGGCUGAGUAUACUAAUUGGCCAAGUUUCUUCAGUAUAUCUAUUUUUGCAAUCGAGACUAUUGGCGUUGUUAUGCCUUUAGAAAAUAAUAUGAAAACUCCGAAACAUUUUCUUGGUUUAUGCGGUGUUUUGAAUAGAGGAAUGUCUGGUUUAACAUUACUUUAUAUGAUUUUUGGUUUUCUUGGUUAUCUGGCUUAUGGAGACGAGACGGAAGGCAGCAUUACUUUAAAUUUAGAUAAAGCUUCAAUACCUGCUCAAAUUGUUCAAGUUCUCAUCGGGAUUUCACUAUUUUGUACAUUUGGUUUACAAUUCUUCGUAGCUUUAGAAAUUGUUUGGGAUAUAAUAAAAAACACCAAAAGAUGUUCAAAACGUCCACGUUUAUAUAAUUAUACACUGCGUACCGUAUUAGUUAUAUUAGCUGUCGGAUUAGCUGCUGCAGUUCCUGCAAUUAGUCCCUUUAUUGGUCUCAUUGGUGCGUUUUGUUUUUCGUUAUUAGGUUUGGUUUUACCUAGUAUUAUUGAAAGUGUUAUCUUUUCCGAAAGAUUUGGAUUUACAGAUUGGAGAACGUAUAAAAACGGUCUUAUCAUUGCUUUUGGCCUUUUUGCAUUAAUUUUUGGUUCAAAAGCAUCUCUAGAGGAAAUUGUAGCAAUAUACACAAAUUAAUAAUUUUGAAUUUCAUUAUGAACAAAUAGUAAAAUUCCAUGAACCUUAAAUGCAUUUAAAACCUAUGUUCAGAUAUUUAUUUUUCUUUUAAUACGUGAGAAAGGAGGGUAUUUAUAUGUUGUUGUGGAUUGUCAUUGUAGAUGCCGGUUGUCUAUUUAGACAAUUUGAUUUUGUAAACUUCAAAUCGGAUCCCACAACAGUCGAGAAUACGUAGUAUACAAACAUAUUACCUGUAUUUUUUCGUUAAAUAUUUACAGCCAAAUGCAAUAUAUUUGAAUCAAUAAGUUGCAGUUUAAACUUUUAAACUCAAACUGCGUAGCACUUGCUCUUGUUUUGCAUUCUGAUGUAUUACCUAAUAAACUGUCUACUAAGUAGAUUCAAAAAUUUACAAUUAUUUUUUAAUUAUCUUGCCAAAAAAAAGUAUCACCUUAUGUGAAAAGUCAAUAAUUUGUAUAAUGUUUUGGUGCUACGUAAUAAAAAAAAAUACCUCCUUCAUUAAAAUGUUUUUACUCGACUGUGGCAUAGCAAACAUAUGUUUGGAAAAUCUUAUGUAUGUUUUUAUAUAAGAUUUUUUCUAAAACUAUAUGAAUUUUGAGAAAAUGGGCGCAAGAAACGCAGCAUGGCAAAGACUUGGCAUUAAUAAGUGAAGCAAAAACAUGUUAAAAUACCAUCGAGGUGGAUCUUAGACACAAGUUUUUGCCAUGACAAAUAGAAAGUGUAAAAAGUAGAUACUUUCAGGGAAUCUUUGAUGAGCAGCCGUGUUUCUUUUUUUUUAAAUUGUUUAAAAUAAUCAUAUUUUUGUUAUGAUUA
This is a messenger RNA of Chrysoperla carnea, 2349 nucleotides long. RefSeq names its product proton-coupled amino acid transporter-like protein pathetic (gene path). Gene Ontology annotation, molecular function: amino acid transmembrane transporter activity. Gene Ontology annotation, cellular component: vacuolar membrane. The coding region runs from base 148 to 1539 and encodes 463 amino acids. The record is from RefSeq and is a predicted model, not a curated record. NCBI's taxonomy places the organism in Eukaryota, Metazoa, Arthropoda, Insecta, Neuroptera, Chrysopidae. Gene Ontology annotation, biological process: amino acid transmembrane transport. The transcript has 9 exons.